CACCGAGAGGGCGCCUGGCCGGCGGUGCCCACCUCUCUCGUGGCCUUGGUGGCUCCAGGCAGGGUAGGGCCGGGGCCGCGGCUCGGGCAGUGCCCUCCCUACUCUUGGCCGGGCCGGGAGCCGCGGGAGCAGGCGCAGUGCCCCUACCGCCCGCUUUUCCGCCUGCAUCUCCUCCGCCCCCUCCUCCUCCUCCUUCCCCCAGCCACCCGCGCAGUCACAACCGGUUCAGACUGGCCAGGGUGCCCCGCAAAGAGAGACAAGGGAGAAAAAGACAACAGGAAAAACUCCGGGGAGGAGGAGGAGGAGGAGGAGAAAGAGAAGGUGGAGCCCAGAGAAGGGGGCCGGCUCCCUCGCUCCAUGUGGCCGCCGCCGCCGCGGGGUCGGUGGGGGCAGAGGGCGGCGGCUCCCGGGUCCGCGCGUAGCGGGACCGUUUGUCCAAUACUCCAGCAGGAGCCAGGGCCGCUGCUGGCCGGGAUAAAUAGCAGCCCUGCCGGCCGGGAGCUGCAGGGGAGAGCGGCGGCCGCGGUCCCACCUCACCACCAGCCCGGCCGCCCUGGGCACUGCGCCGCGUGCUGAGCCCCGGAGACCCCGCCGAGGCUGGGACUCAGGACCUGCAGAGAAAUACCUCCUUGAUUUUGUCUUACAAUGGAACUUAAAAAGUCACCUGAUGGUGGAUGGGGCUGGGUGAUUGUGCUUGUCUCCUUCUUUACUCAGUUUUUGUGUUACGGUUCCCCGCUGGCUGUUGGAGUCCUGUACAUAGAAUGGCUGGAUGCCUUUGGUGAAGGGAAAGGAAAAACAGCCUGGGUUGGAUCCCUGGCAAGUGGAGUUGGCUUGCUUGCAAGUCCUGUCUGCAGCCUCUGUGUCUCAUCUUUUGGAGCAAGAACCGUCACAAUCUUCAGUGGCUUCAUGGUGGCUGGAGGCUUGAUGUUGAGCAGUUUUGCUCCCAAUAUCUAUUUUCUAUUUUUUUCCUAUGGCAUUGUUGUAGGUCUUGGAUGUGGCUUAUUAUACACUGCAACAGUGACCAUUACGUGCCAGUAUUUUGACGAUCGCCGAGGCCUUGCACUUGGCCUGAUUUCAACAGGUUCAAGCGUUGGCCUUUUCAUAUAUGCUGCUCUGCAGAGGAUGCUGGUUGAGUUCUAUGGACUGGAUGGAUGCUUGCUGAUUGUGGGUGCUUUAGCUUUAAAUAUAUUAGCCUGUGGCAGUCUGAUGAGACCCCUCCACUCUUCUGAUUGUCCUUUGCCUAAAAAAAUAGUUCCAGAAGAUCUACCAGAUAGAUACUCCAUUUACAAUGAAAAAGGAAAGAAUCUGGAAGAAAACAUAAACAUUCUUGACAAGAGCUACAGUAGUGAGGAAAAAUGCAAGAGCACAUUAGCCAAUGGUGACUGGAAACAGGAGAGCCUACUUCAUAAAAACCCCACAGUGACACACACAAAAGAGCCUGAAACGUACAAAAAGAAAGUUGCAGAACAGACAUAUUUUUGCAAACAGCUUGCCAAGAGGAAGUGGCAGUUAUAUAAAAACUACUGUGGAGAAACACUGGCUCUUUUUAAAAACAAAGUAUUUUCAGCACUUUUCAUUGCUAUCUUACUCUUUGACAUCGGAGGGUUUCCACCUUCGUUACUUAUGGAAGAUGUAGCAAGAAGUUCAAAUGUGAAAGAAGAAGAGUUUAUUAUGCCACUUAUUUCAAUUAUAGGCAUUAUGACAGCAGUUGGUAAACUGCUUUUAGGGAUACUGGCUGACUUCAAGUGGAUUAAUACCUUGUAUCUUUAUGUUGCUACCUUAAUCAUCAUGGGCCUGGCCUUGUGUGCAAUUCCAUUUGCCAAAAGCUAUGUCACAUUGGCAUUGCUUUCUAGUAUCUUAGGGUUUCUUACUGGUAAUUGGUCCAUCUUCCCAUAUGUGACCACGAAGACUGUGGGAAUUGAAAAAUUAGCCCAUGCCUAUGGGAUAUUAAUGUUCUUUGCUGGACUUGGAAAUAGCCUUGGACCACCCAUUGUUGGUUGGUUUUAUGACUGGACCCAGACCUAUGACAUUGCAUUUUAUUUUAGUGGCUUCUGCGUCCUGCUGGGAGGUUUUAUUCUGCUGCUGGCAGCCUUGCCCUAUUGGGAUACAUGCAACAAGCAACUCCCCAAGCCAGCUCCAACCACUUUCUUGUACAAAGUUGCCUCUAAUGUUUAGAGGAAUAUUGGAAGACACUAUUUUUGCUGUUUUAUACCAUAUAGCAGCAAUAUUUUAACAGAUUCACAAGCAAAUUUUCUAGGGUCAAGACUAUUUUUCAUAGCAAAAUUUCACAGUGGCUGAGUUUGAAUGAAUUAUUAUAUUUUUUACAUACCCUAUUUUUUUAUGUAGUGUAUGUGUAGGCUCUAUCUCAUGUAUUUUUUGCUCUUUUCACUCCCUGCACCCUCAAUGGGACUAUUCUGUUUUGCUGUUAUUCACUAGUUCUUAAUGUUGUAAAAAGUUUGGCCAGCCUCAGAAGGUUUUCUCUUUGUAAAGAAGUAUAAUUCUCUGCCGACUCCAUUUACAUGCCACUGCGAGGCAUGUAAAGAGGUCUCUCCUAUUUUAAAAGUGAUGCACGCAUCAUGAUAAGAUAUGUGUGAAGCCCACUAGGAAAGAAAUCAUUCUCUUCUCUA
Molecule: messenger RNA, 2627 nt
Organism: Cebus imitator (Panamanian white-faced capuchin)
Lineage: Eukaryota; Metazoa; Chordata; Mammalia; Primates; Cebidae
Gene: SLC16A9
Product: solute carrier family 16 member 9
Exons: 6
Coding region: 646-2175 (509 amino acids)
Biological process (GO): monocarboxylic acid transport; transmembrane transport
Molecular function (GO): monocarboxylic acid transmembrane transporter activity
Source: RefSeq, a predicted model, not a curated record